AUGUAUAUAUUUUUGGAAAUGGAGUACGGAUUAUUUCGUCUUUCGAUUUCUCAGAUCCCAGCUAAAAUCCUCUGUAGUGCAAAUGAUGCCUUUGUGAACAUGGCAUCAAAAGCGAGAGAUGAUUUUGUGCUGAUGCAGCAGAUGCCGGAUGAUGAGGGGAAACCAGGAUUGAAUAUGAACGGAGGAUUUGCGGAAUUCAGCAAGGACCACCCGGACUUGUGCUCAGAUUCGAGCAGAUGGCGGCCGAUUUUGAAAACGCUGUCGCAGCCGUGCCUGGUGUCGUCGUGCUACUCGUCAGGGGAUCGAGGUGGCAGGGCCACGAGGAUCCUUCCCUUUUUGUACCUGGGUUCCGAACAGGAUGCCCUGGACCCAGAUUUUCUCCAG
Messenger RNA from Notodromas monacha, 384 nucleotides. Lineage: Eukaryota; Metazoa; Arthropoda; Ostracoda; Podocopida; Cyprididae. The record is from the annotation of a GenBank genome assembly.